AUGUGUUCCAAUGCACCCAGAGAAUCCAGUUUCCAGAUGCCUCAAGGGCCUGCAAGGGAUUUUCCUUGCCAAGUGUUUCAUAGUCUCCCAGUGACCCGAGGAAGUCCAAUGCAACCAUGUCUUUCAGUCCCAGAAAGGGACCUAUGUCCUCAAGAGUCCCAAAGACCAUCAGAAAAAUCAAGAUCUGUGGUGCAGUCAGGUGAACAUGGUGACCAACAAACCAGUCGCGUGGCUUCAAGGAAGGAGCGGAAAGUCCGAAUUACGUACACUGAGAAACAAAAGCGCAUGCUGCAAGAUCAUUUUAAUAGUUGCAGAUAUCCAACCCAGAAGGAUCGCAUGGCACUGGCCUCACGGGUUGGUGUGACACACUUUGACAUCCAGGUCUGGUUCAAGAACAACCGGGCUAAGGACAAGCGCAAGAAUCGCCAGAAUAUUCCAGCAGCACUGCCAGAGACAAAUGGAAGCUCUGAAGCUGUUUCUGAGUCAACCCAUUUUCCUGAUUCAUUACCAGUUGUUGACUCUGCCAAUGUUGAGUCCACAUUUGUUCUGGAUUCCAUUCCAAAAGUCAACCAGAGCCAGGAAUUUUCUCUGCAUCCUGUUCAAGCCUGUGGUGGUGCCAUGUGUAGUCAGCAAGAAGACCUGCUUGAUGGCCAUGCCCCUGAUAGAGGCAAGGACUCUGCUCAAUCAGCAGCAGGUGAAGUUCAGACUGGCCUAGCAGUAGCAGAAGCUCCAUUAGCCAUGGUAUGUGCCACCCAAUGUCCACAGAGUACUCAAGAUUCAGGUCCAUCUGCUGAGGAGCUCUGGCAAAGGAUACUUGAAGACUUUGACAAGUCAGAGGAUUGGUACGCUUGGGGAUGCACUCCUUCCCCAUGA
Rattus norvegicus (Norway rat) is the source of this 873-nucleotide messenger RNA. It is a transcript of the gene Obox1, whose product is annotated as oocyte specific homeobox 1. Bases 1 to 873 code for a protein of 290 amino acids. Gene Ontology annotation, biological process: regulation of transcription by RNA polymerase II; regulation of DNA-templated transcription. The transcript has 3 exons. The record is from RefSeq and is a predicted model, not a curated record. Gene Ontology annotation, molecular function: DNA binding; DNA-binding transcription factor activity, RNA polymerase II-specific. Gene Ontology annotation, cellular component: nucleus. Lineage: Eukaryota; Metazoa; Chordata; Mammalia; Rodentia; Muridae.